GUGGAUAGGACAGAAAUGUAGUAUGUUUCUGGAAAGAUCUUUGAGACUCAAUUGAUCUUUCAUUAUCGUGUCGGAAUUGUCCAUUGAAGGACCCCCAAAAUCUGUCUGGAAAAUGUGUUCACAUAUAGGCCGAAUUCAAUUCUUCCUCUUCAUCCUCAUUCACGGAACGAGGUGCGAUAGCAUCUGGACAUCCCUUAAUCAAACACUGAAUGGCCGAUUACAUGCUUCACGACCUUUUUCAUAUCCAUGUUUUUCAAUCUAUGAAGGCCAGCAAGUUACUCCUAAUCAAUCACAAUGUGCGGAAAUUCAGCAUAACUAUACAUUUUCAGAGUAUCGAACUCAAUUCUACAACGGAUUCAUGAACAACCAAGACGAGAUUUGUUUUACUAAUGUUACUGACCAAUGUGUUCUUAAUAACAUCCUCCCAGCUGAUGCAAAUGCGUUCACAAAUGUCAGCUGUAAUCAAGGAAUUGUUUCAGAGUACUAUGUGCAAGUUGAGGAGGCUUCUGACGUUGUAGCCGCUCUUGACUUCUCUAGGAAGACUGGGUUAAGAUUGUCCAUAAAGAACAGUGGCCAUGAUUAUCUUAGUCGAAGUAGUCGCAAGGGAUCUUUGGCUCUUUGGAUGAGAAAAGUAUCAGGGAUGAGCCAUGAAACAUCUUUUGUACCCAAAGAUUGUGAUUCUACUCCAGUCAAUGUCAUCACGACAACGGCAGGAGUAAACACAAAUGAUGUUUAUGAGUUUGCAGAAACUCAGAACGUUACAUUCAUCGGAGGUUAUGCAACAACAAUUGGUGUAGCCGGAGGCUGGGUACAAGCAGGUGGUCAUUCCGUUCUCUCGCCGGUCUAUGGACUAGGAAUUGACCGAGUUGUUCAAUACAAGAUCAUUACCACCGAUGGUGUCCUAAGAGUCGCCAAUGAAUGCAAAAACUCAGACCUUUUCUGGGCCUUGAGGGGUGGUGGUGGUGGAACUUUUGGGAUCGUGAUGGAAGUUACCCAUCGCGUUGAGCCAAAAAUUCAGCUGGCUGUGGCGUCCAUUUCAUAUAAUCGUACAUCAUCUAAUGUUUUGGAAUGGCUAUCUAUCUUAGUCAACAAUUCUUUACCAUGGGCGAACCAAGGCUGGGGUGGACAUUAUCAAGCUGCCAAUUUGAUAAGUGUGACACCACUUCUCAAUCUCUCCGAAGCAGUUGAAUCAAUGGCCCCAGCUAUUAAAUUUGCGACGAAGAACGAUGGCAAUGUAGUCAUUGAAAUCCUUUCUUCCUGGUAUGAAUUUUAUACAAAAUAUGUGACACCCAAUGAGGCCGUCGUUGGCGGUCUUCACCCACUCGCUCCUCGACUUAUACCGGCAUCUAUAUUCAAUAGUACAGAGGGCAGAGCGAAGAUGAUGGGGUUCCUUGAACGUCUAAUUUCUCUUGGGUACUCGCCUUACAUUCCCAACACUACGCCAUGGCUCUAUCGGUGGGAUCCUGCCUCAACAUCCUCUACGCCAGCGUGGCGAGAUUCCAUUUGGGAACUUUCAUAUGGUGGACCAUGGGCAUUUAACGAAACUCUGGAGCAACGAAAAAUCCAGAUUGAUCUGGUUAAUAAUCUGACCGCAAUGGUAGAGGAGUUUACACCGACAGGAGGUGCAUAUUUUAACGAAGCCCAUCCAUGGACCAGCGAUUGGAAAGAAGCUUGGUGGGGUCUUCAAAACUACGAGAGGUUGGUUGAGAUCAAGAAGAAAUAUGAUCCUGACAAUCUGUUGAGUUGUUGGAAAUGCGUCGGAUUCGAUGAGGGGAACGCAGCAACAGAUUUCCCUUGUUUGGAUGUAUCAGCCGGACCUUGAAUGGAUCUAGAUAUAGAGACCUUAUAAUGUUUGGGUAUGAUUCUAGAUGUACAAAAGGUGAUGGAUCUGACAAGACCGUUUUAAAUACAGAGAACUUGAUGGGAACAAGCUUUUAAGUAAUCUCAUGAGAAUAGUGACAAUUAGACCCUGUUAGCUUUGAACAAUAACGUGACUGAGACUGAAGCUGAGACUGGGCAAGCUUUCGGUACAUUAUGAUAGAAAAAUAGAUCGACGAAUUGUUUGAAUUAUACUAAAAGAGACGAUAACUUAAUCUAUUUCGUUUCUAAUAGGUUACCCCGAGAACACAGGAACUUGGUCUAUGUAGGCCCUACUGAACAAAGAGAGAAAUAGGUAUACCUAAGUAGCAGGUGGGGUGGGUAGUAAGCUCACCCAGGACAGAAAACCGGGACAUCAGAAAAUAGUAUUGUCUUCA
Molecule: messenger RNA, 2255 nt
Organism: Botrytis cinerea B05.10
Lineage: Eukaryota; Fungi; Ascomycota; Leotiomycetes; Helotiales; Sclerotiniaceae
Exons: 1
Coding region: 113-1822 (569 amino acids)
Molecular function (GO): FAD binding; oxidoreductase activity
Source: RefSeq, a predicted model, not a curated record